Messenger RNA from Schistosoma bovis, 630 nucleotides. NCBI's taxonomy places the organism in Eukaryota, Metazoa, Platyhelminthes, Trematoda, Strigeidida, Schistosomatidae. The record is from the annotation of a GenBank genome assembly.
AUGGUUGAGGGGAAUAUAGGGUGUGGAAAGUCAACAUUUUUGCGUUACUUUCAGCAGCUUUCUCCUAAAAAUGAAGUCAUGCAUGAACCGCUAUAUUUAUGGAAAGACGCUAGAGGCUAUGAUCUAUUCGAACUUAUGUAUCAUGAUCAACGCCGAUGGUCUGUUCCUUUUCAGGCUCAGGUCCUUGUGACAUUACUAGACCGUCAGUCAAAGCCACCAACUAAACCAAUACGCCUAUUGGAAAGGUCAAUCCAUAGCAGUCGGUACUGUUUUACAGAAAAUAUGCACAAUAAUGGGAGUAUUUCAGAUGCUGACUAUGAAGAGCUCAUCAAAAUUUUCCAAUGGAUAUUGAAGAAUAAAAGUGGACCAGUAGAUCUAAUCGUAUAUUUACGUGCAAGUCCAACUGUUUGCUUCGAGCGUUUACGUGCUAGAAAUCGUUCUGGUGAAGAAGAUAUUCCUCUUAAAUACCUUGAAGAUUUGCAUGAAUUACAUGAAGCUUGGUUAAUUGAACGCCGUUUCGGUCAGCUACCUGCUCCUUUAUUAGUAUUCGACUGUAAUGCACCAUUACCUGAACUUUUAUCAACCUAUCGAUCGCAUAGAGAACAAGUUAUGUGCGGCGUUGAGGCAUGA